Lactuca saligna is the source of this 2424-nucleotide messenger RNA. Lineage: Eukaryota; Viridiplantae; Streptophyta; Magnoliopsida; Asterales; Asteraceae. The record is from the annotation of a GenBank genome assembly.
AUGGAGGGUGUUCCACCUGAUUUGGAACCCGAUGUAAUAAUGCGAAAAAAAGGAAAAAAUGCGAAGUUGAAAAAUAAGCUCAAAUCUGUUCUGGAUAAUGAAUCCAAUCAAUUGAAUGUUCCAUUGAAAGCUAAAUCGGUCACAACACUUGUUAACAAAUUCGAAUCUGAAGCUAAUUUGAUUGAUCGUAAAAAUUCAUUGGAGCUUAAAGUCGAUACUUCAACUGAUAAAAUUGAUAAUAGCGGGAAUGAGAUUGCGAAGCCUUCAAUAGGUUCUGAAGUUGAUGCUAUGGCUCCAUUAAUGGCUCCGUUGGUAAAUUACAUUACGAUCAAGAAGGAAGAAGUUUCAAUUGAAGAUUCGAGCUCCCCUGUUUUCGAAUUUGAAAAGGACAUCACGCAAUUUUGUAUCCCAGGAGAAAAGGAAGCAAUGAUGGUGUUUUGGAACGGGCUUACUUUGAGCGAGAAGGAAGGAUUCGUGCAUGGCUUAAGGUUUAUCAAGAAAAAAUAUAACAAGGAAGGUGAGUUUGAUUCUUCUUUUGAUGAUUCUAUUGAUAAUGUUAAGAAGCUAUCAUCUGUUAGCCAAAGAAAUGAUAUUCUGAUGAAUUGGAAAGAACUCAAUCAAAAAAAGAAGGAGAAGGUGAUUCAUAAGUUGUGCACGAGUAAAAUCAAAAAACAGAAGACAUCGGAUUUAGAAGCUUCAGAUGGAUUGCAAAAAGUGGGUGAAACUGUGUUAAAUCUCAUUUCUGAAGGAGUUCCAAUCUCGAAUAAUAAUAGGCCUGUGAUUGUCGAUAUUCAAGACAUUUGUUCUAUGCGCUCUCAGGUUAAGGAGAAGAGGGUAAAGAAGAAGUUUGAAAUUGAUGAAAUUGUCAGUCAACAGCUUGAACAAGUCUGUAAUGAAAUUAUAUUUCACUUUCCUAGUAAGUUUAAUCAUUUUGAGCUUGCUAGUGAGGGUGAAUUCAAAUACAAGUAUGUUGAUACUGAGGAGGAGGAAAGUGAAGGCCAAAUGAACAUAGAUGAUAAGGAAGAUAUUAGAACAACAGGUUAUAAUACAAAUGGCGGGCUUCUUAUAACUGAAGAUAUGCUGGAAGAAGUGAAGGCUAGUAAUGUAAAGGGUAAAGAGGAGAAGAUUAUUCCUGUGCAAAAUUUGGUGGAAGAAAAAAUUGAAGGAAAAGUCUCAUAUGCUGAAAAAGUGAGUGGAAAGAAAAUGAAUGCAGCAAAUCUUAUUUCAAAAUUUAAAAAGAAUGAUGAACUUCCUAAAGGUGUUGUGGAAAUGCCUAUAAGUGACAUUCUUAAAGGUUGCAGCCCAUUUAAAACAACAUUGUAUGGGUAUUUUAUUGAUAAACACAUUAACUUUUUCAAUGUUAAUAAGUUUGCCCAUAACAUGUGGAAGAAAUAUGGCUUGGAAGAGGUAAUGGUAAAUGAUGAAGGGAUUUACUUUUUUAGAUUCAGCUCAGAGCAAGGUCUUCUUUCGGUGCUGGAAGGGGGAGUUUGGAUGAUAUUUGAUAGUGCUCUCAUUAUCCGAAGAUGGACGACAUGUGUUAGUUCAGUUAAAGACCAGCAUGAUAAAAUUCCUGUUUGGGUAAAGAUAUAUUAUGUGCCCUUGGAGUAUUGGAAUGGGACAGGAUUGAGCCAUAUAGCUUGGGAAAUUGGAAAGCCUUUAGAUGUUGAUGCUCACACGGCUAAAAUGUGCCAAGAACAUUGGGGAAGGCCGGCUUUUAUGAGAAUCUUAAUUGAAAUGUCAGCAGCUAAGGAGUGGCUUAAAGAAGUGCUCAUCUAUUCUUCGGACUUAACAAUAGGAGAAAGAAUUCCCUCUAAAUGCAAGAUUGAAUAUGCAUGGAAUCCUUCAAAAUGCUCUCAUUGUAAAGUUUAUGGACAUUCGGAUUCUAAAUGUGGGAUAUUAUUAGCUAAGCAAGCAAAGGAAAGCAACAAUGUGACUGGGAAUGAGGAAAAUAAGGAAGGGAAAAAGAUUGAUUUAAUGGAGGUUCUCAUUGCUAGUACGAAAAAAGUGGAAGAAGAUAAUGAAGUAUUUCAACUUGUAAGUAAAAGGAAUAAGGGGAACAAUAUGGGAGGUCUCGGCAAGGAAGAAAUGGGAAAGAAAAACUUUUCUUCGGUUCAGGGGCAAAAUGGGAAUUAUCAAGGAAAUGGGAAAGAAGGGGCUGGAACUAAUGCUGGAAGUCAGGGGCAGAAAGGGAAUAGCGGAUUGAAAAUGGGGAAUAAUAAUGGGGGUAAUCAAUGGAAUAAAGGAAAAGCAAUUCAGGGGCAUAAUGGGAAAAAUUAUAGCAAGAAUGGGAAUUUUUUUGGAGGAAAACUUGAGCAGAGGCAAAGUAGCAAAAACAAUCAGUUUGUGAAAAAAGAAAAUGUUGAAGGUUUUGCUUCAGAGGGGAAAAGUCAACAAAAGCUUAAUCAUAUUGUGGAGCUGGGGUAA